Molecule: messenger RNA, 1077 nt
Organism: Ipomoea triloba (trilobed morning glory)
Lineage: Eukaryota; Viridiplantae; Streptophyta; Magnoliopsida; Solanales; Convolvulaceae
Product: ATP-dependent DNA helicase PIF7-like
Exons: 1
Coding region: 1-1077 (358 amino acids)
Biological process (GO): telomere maintenance; DNA repair
Molecular function (GO): DNA helicase activity
Source: RefSeq, a predicted model, not a curated record
AUGCGUGAUGUAUUGCGUUUUUGCAAUCCAAAAAGUUUAGAGAUGCCUUUCGGAGGGAAAACUAUUGUAUUUGGCGGAGACUUUCGACAAAUUUUGCCAAUUAUCCCAAAAGGAAGUAGACAGGAUAUUGUUAAUGCAACAAUAAAUGCAUCUUACUUGUGGCCGUACUGUAAAGUGUUAUGUCUGAUAAAAGAUAUGCGACUUCAAAGCUCAUCCUCGAAUAGUGAUUAUGAAAACUUAAAGCAAUUCUCAGAAUGGAUUGCGAACAUAGAAGAUGGAGAAAUUCAGCGGCAAACAAUUGGAUGCGAAAACAUUACUAUUCCAGAAGAGAAUUUGUUGAAAUAUUCUGGAGAUCCCAUUGCAACUAUUGUGGAAAGUACAUAUCCAUCACACUCCAAUAUUUUUUAUGAUCCAACAUACUUGGAAAAGAGGGCAAUAUUGGCUCCAACACUUGAUGUGGUUGACUCUAUCAAUAAAUAUAUGACUUCUUUAAACACAUAUGAAGGAAAUACAUAUUUCAGCUUUGAGAGUGCUUGCAUAUCAGAUUCAAAUGUUGAUUUAUUAGCUGAUGCGCACAAGCCUGAAUUUUUGAAUGUGAUCAAGUGUUCUGGUGUGCCUAAUCAUGAACUCAGGCUGAAAGUAAGUAUUUUGGUUAUGCUCUUGAGAAAUAUUGACCACUCAGUUGGUUUGUGUAAUGGGACAAGGAUGAUUAUUACUAAACUUGGAAAUCAUGUUUUAGAAGCAAAGGUAUUAUCUGGAAGUAGUGCAAGUCAUAAAAUCUUGAUUCCAAGAAUGUCAUUAACUCCUUCAGAUUUGAGAUUGCCUUUUAAAUUUCAAAGAAGACAAUUCCCUCUAAUCAUCUCUUAUGCAAUAACGAUUAACCAGAGUCAAGGUCAAUCACUUUCUCAUGUAGGCCUCUUUUUGAAAAGACCAGUAUUUAGUCAUGGGCAAUUAUAUGUUGCUGCUUCAAGAGUCACCAACCCAAACAGAUUGAAGAUUUUGAUUUGUGAUAAGGAGAACACCCAAAGUAAUUCCACAACAAACAUUGUAUACAAAGAGGUUUUCCAAAAUUUGUAA